AUGAUGCUCCAGAAUCUAACGGGAUGGAUGAGAAGAGGAAUCAUUGAGAAUCCUACGACACGACCUUUCUAUCAUAGUGUAAUGAGAUCCAGGCAAUCGCUAACUAGAGGAGAAAUUGAAGGAGGAAUCUCCCAAAGAUUGUUGUUGGUCAUUUGGAUAUACUUACUGUAUCAAAGUGCCAACGGAUUCUCAGUUUUGGGAACUGAAGAUAUUCAGAAACCAUAG
Messenger RNA from Botrytis deweyae, 225 nucleotides. RefSeq lists its product as uncharacterized. The coding region runs from base 1 to 225 and encodes 74 amino acids. The transcript is spliced from 2 exons. NCBI's taxonomy places the organism in Eukaryota, Fungi, Ascomycota, Leotiomycetes, Helotiales, Sclerotiniaceae. The record is from RefSeq and is a predicted model, not a curated record.